Molecule: messenger RNA, 4554 nt
Organism: Amphiprion ocellaris (clown anemonefish)
Lineage: Eukaryota; Metazoa; Chordata; Actinopteri; Pomacentridae
Gene: fut9a
Product: fucosyltransferase 9a
Exons: 3
Coding region: 727-1809 (360 amino acids)
Cellular component (GO): membrane
Molecular function (GO): alpha-(1->3)-fucosyltransferase activity
Source: RefSeq, a predicted model, not a curated record
UUCCACAUCGCAUCACAUCCCUGAGCAUACAUGGCGUCCUCCUCCUCCUCCUACUCCUCCUCCUCCUCCUCCUCCUCCUCCUCCUCCUCCUCCUCCUCAUCACACACCGAAGCCAUGAAUGUAGUGAGCAGGCUGACGGGGUAGCCGCCAAUUUUUUUUCUCUUUUUUUUUUCCUCUUCUCCUCCAUCAUUCUCUGCGUCGGUGUGCAGCAGCAGCAGCAGCAGCAGCGAGGAAGGAGAAGAAGAUACAGCAGCGCACAUUACUACAGUAGGUAUCAUCUUUUUUUUUUUUUUUUGCAGGAUCGAGACGAUGGAUGUGAGAUCUACUGCUGCAAACACGGCUCGGGCUGUUUUUUUAUUUUAUUUUUUGAUGUAUUCCAAGCGCAUCUUCCGUCAUGUUGCAAGGCGUCUUUAAAGAAGAUCUCCGAGAGGAAAUGAGAAGAAAGCUCUAUUUUGACUCACGCCUGUCGAGAUGGAGGCAUCAUUAGGAAGACCUGUACAUUCGAGAUCAAACACACCUCAUUAGAUCAUUAGGGGUCAUUAUUAUUCUGCUUAAGAGCAAAGAAUCGUCUCUUAGCGGUGAACUGCGAGGUUUUUUCUAUGAGCCCAGAAUCACAGCGGAGAUUGAUCCAACCGUCGAUCUGAUGUAGGAACUGUUCCCUCCGAUUCCCUCAGCCUUCACUCUUGCUUGGAUUUCAGCAUUCAGUCAAAUCCACAAGGACAGAGUAUGUCAUCUGCACCUUUCCACAGAAUCCUACGACCCCUUCUGCUCGGCACUUUCAUCCUGGGAUGCUUUGUGACUCUGUUUUUGAUGUAUUUUAAACCAUCUACCAGCUGGUUAUCUGGUCCCGUAGAGUCGACAGUAUCCACAGACCGGGUCAAGAACCUUUUCUCCACCAAGAGCGACAAAAACGUCACCACAGUGCUCAUCUGGCUCUGGCCCUUCGGACAAACCUACGACCUGAGCGUCUGCAGCUCCCUCUUCAACAUCGAGGGUUGCUUCAUCACUGCGGACAGAAACCUCUACAACAAGUCAGAUGGGGUCGUCAUCCAUCACCGAGACAUCUGCACCGACCUGUCAAACCUGCCGCCGCUCCAGCGUCCGUCUUUCCAGAAGUGGAUAUGGAUGAACUUGGAGUCGCCGUCGCACUCGUCCCAGCUUCCCGGGAUAGAGAACUUAUUCAAUCUGACUCUGAAUUACCGUCAGGAUGCUGACAUUGAAGUGCCUUAUGGGUCCAUCGUAGCAGCAGAGGGCGAGGAGGACUUUGUGCCACCCAGCAAAAACAAGCUGAUCUGCUGGAUCGUGAGCAACUGGAACCAGGACCACGUGCGGGUAAAAUACUAUAAUGAGCUGUACAAACACAUUGAAGUUCACGCGUAUGGACAAGCCUUCGGGGAGUACAUCUCUGACCAAGACUACUUCCCCACCAUCGCCAGCUGUAAGUUCUACCUGGCUUUUGAGAACUCCAUCCACAAGGACUAUAUCACUGAGAAACUGUACAACCCUCUCUCUGUCGGGACAGUGCCAGUAGUUCUCGGCCCGCCCAGGCAGAACUACGAGAACUUUAUCCAGGGAGACGCCUUCAUCCACGUGGACGACUUCACCUCGCCCAAGGAGCUGGCCGAUUACCUGCUGCUCCUGGACAAGAACGAGGAAAUGUACCUCAGGUACUUUGAGUGGCGGCGACACUUUAAAGUAAAGAAGGCCUAUUUCUGGGCAGAGCACACAUGCCUGGCAUGUGAUUACCUGCGUAGGCACAAGGAGUACAAAGCAUUCAAUAACCUUGACAAGUGGUACUGGGGCGGAUAGUGCUUUGAAGGGCUAUGCAGUGUUUGUUAUGUCGUUGGAAGCAGUGCUUUAAGAUUUUUGUCCUUCGGUUAACUUGAAGGUUCAUUACUGUUCUGUCCAGAGCAGCCAAAUGGUGUUUUUCUAUUGGUUCAGUGGCCCAACUGAACUGGACUGAGUCGUCCAGCUUUUGUUUUCUUUUGCUCUUUAUUUGCAAGUGAAUUUUUGCUAAGCCUUAAUUUGCCUUUUUAAGUUACUCAUUUAUUAUUUUUAUUUAUUUUUUUAUUAAUUACAGAUGCACUACAUUUCUUAUUGUUAUUUCAACCCGUGUGUUGCUUAACAUGACCACAUUUGCUGCUAUUUUUACGUUUCGGUUCUAUUAUUAGUACGAUUGCUUAACUGUAUGAAUGUUCCUGUAUGACGGAUAACAUUCAUGAUCCAAGGUUGCGUUUUUUUCUUUGAAUAUCACCUUUUCAUGAAGUGGCACACGGUAUGCAUCGGGGAAAGUGUUGGCUCGAGAAGGAGACUGAUGUAUAAGUGAAAAUAUUUAUGUAAUAUUUAUUCAAGUGAGGCAUUACACGGUAAAACAAUCUCAUCUGUGCUAGUGAUGCAGUCACCUAUGCAGUGUUUACUGAACUCAAAUGUGAAAGUAGUUCAACAGCAUCAUGUACAUAUUGUGUAUUUUUGGGAUUAUGUAGCUGUCAUUUACUUUUUUCAUAUUUUUAUAGGUUUGCAUUUACUGCUGAUCCAACUGGUACCUAUCUUCACAUAUGUACAGUAACACAGACGGUCAUCGUGUGACAGAGUUGCAGAUGGCACAUGCUGAUCUUUACCACCAUGGUAGUCCUCCGACAGCAGAUUCCGCUCUGUGAGAGGGAAGCUGCUAUUUAAUCAUGUUGUGAAUUGUUCAUUGUCACAGACAGUGCAUUUUGAUCCCAUGUAGAUGAUGAUAGUACAGUACAGAGCUGUUGUAUUGCAAUAUGAGACUCCCACACACCUCAUUAUGUUGCAUUUUGAUUUAAAAAGUCUGCAAUUUUGUCUGACUACAGUGUCAAGAAGGAGCACAAAAUUAACACACAAGUGAAUCAUUGGAUUAAUCUACUUUUCUGUGUACUGUACUCUCAUUCCAUAAUGUGACCUUAACCACUGACACUGAUAUUUCUUUCAACUUUUUGCACCAGAUGUUAUCAUAAAUGUAAAAGAUAUGAAAGGUUUAUGCUAAUCACAAGACUAUCCAUAUUUCUGUCUGGGAUUCAUGACACCACUGUGCUGUUUGGAAGUUAAGCAUUUGCAUGUGAAAGAUGUGUUUCUAGACAAUUUUUUUGUUUCCAUUCCUGUUUACAGCACUGCAAAACACACUCGGGAUCACGCUACAACACCAGACAGCUCAAUAUCUGUAGAUUUCGCGUCAUUUUUACAUGUCGUAUGAACAGCUAAUCCACUGAACAAUGCAUUUUAACAGCACUCAGCAGCUACUGACAUGACGAUUACGUUUUUUACAGAAAGUACUGUGCAAAACCAUGUCAACAUUUUAUGCAAGAUGAGCCGGCGGCUACUUGGUCAAAGUCUCAAACAUGAUGUAGGUUAUCAUUUUGAUAUUUCUUCACUGUCAAAGGGACCAUUGAUGUAAAUUAGGAUGAAUUCAAUUAUUUUUCUUAUGGAGUAUGGUUCCAAAUGCCAUAGUGAAACCUGUGUAUAAACCUUGUAGUGAACUGAAGCAUCAGUCGGAUCAAACCAGCCCACUAACACAGAUCAUUCCUGUAUGUGCAGCAGACCAAGGGAGCUUCAGUGGGUGUUUGCAUUCAUGGGGAAAAGAAACAAUGUGUUGUAUAUAUUUUUAAUGUUCAGAUCUCUUUAUAACAUGCAAGUGUUGUCGGGAAGUGAAUGUGACUUUGCUGUACCUUCGUCAGUAACGCCUGGUGCUUGGAGAGGCUGUGAAUCAAGGUGAAAGGAGAGAGACACUUGAAAAGGAUAAAUGACGUCAGAGACAAUGCUUUCAGUGUUGUGAGGUGGAUGUUUUCAUCAGGGGAGGCAAUUUUACAUUCAAGAAGUUAUUUUUUUCUAUUUGUAUUUGGUGGUAAUCCUGUUGGCAUGACCUAAUUGAAAAAGUUGUGCCAAAAUGCAGCAGAGAUAUAGCACUUUUAUUCAUGUGGAGUUGUGUGACUCACUGUGCUGGUCUUAGAUGAGGCUAUUGUGAGUUCAGAAAAACUGUCAUCCAAGACCUCGGCCUCUCCUGCAGAUUAACUAUGAAACUGCCACUCAUGGUUUCAUACUGUACAGUCCAAUCUCAUGUGAAAACAAAGCUUUCUUUGUCCAAUGUGGUUGGUGACUUUAAGAAACAAAAGCUAAUAUUUUUGUUUUUUAUUUUCUGCGUGUUGUCUGUCUCUUUCAUCCUCUUUCUCUCUCUUUUUUGCACAAAAACAAACACAAGGAGCUGUAGCUUCUCCGUCCUCUCCUCCUCUGAGUCUGUGAAUGUGUCACAGCACUAGAGAGUGAAUCAGGAUGUCUCUGGAUACUGAAUGACCUGGCACUGAUUUCGCUGGUGUCCUUAAAAAACACUGAGUGGGAUGAAAUCUACGUGUGUGGUUUCUCCAAAAUUCUCACUUUUAUUUAUUUUUUCUUUCUGCCAGUGCACUGAAGUAAUCAGUGAGUCAAUCAGUACAAGUUUUUUGCCAAAUCAUUGUAUUUUGCCAAAUGUUGUGUUUUAACUGUAGAUGUCUGAUAGUGUGAAAAAGAAAAAUAAAGAUAUGGACUAAUGAGCAAACGUGA